Molecule: messenger RNA, 1844 nt
Organism: Perca flavescens (yellow perch)
Lineage: Eukaryota; Metazoa; Chordata; Actinopteri; Perciformes; Percidae
Gene: tmem223
Product: transmembrane protein 223
Exons: 1
Coding region: 222-1061 (279 amino acids)
Biological process (GO): nervous system development
Cellular component (GO): mitochondrion
Source: RefSeq, a predicted model, not a curated record
UUUGGUCAGUGCUACUUUCCGUAAUCUAACACCCUACAUCACACAUAACAAGUAUGGCGGCGUCCCCUUGAGCUGCAGCUGUCCGGUGUGUUAUAAAAACUGUCUAUGGUUAUAAUACAUUCAUGGUUGGGAGAAAAUAACGAUUUCUGAACAUUUCGUAUCCUAGUUCUCUGGUCUAACAGGUUCGGGAGGAUCAAAGCCAUUUUUUAUCGCCGUGGAAAAUGGGUUUACAGCGAUUGCUAUGCGGGACGCUGGAGUGUUACUCCAAACAGUUUCGACUCGUUGACGUUCGGCAAGAAGUCAGGGUCUUUCAAAAAGCGCCGAUGUCCGUACAGACUUCACCGAGCACGUCCGACAUUGUUAACCGGGUUGCGUGUGUAGCAGGUCUGUGUAGCAGGAUUUUCGUCCAAACAAGCCGCCGCGGUGCCGCUAAUAACGGACCGCUGUCUGCCCGCCGCGGCCUUUGCACCUCCGCCCAGCCCUCCAGGGACGUCGUCCUGUUCGAGCACGACAGAACCCGCUUCUUUCGGCUCCUCUCGGUGUUCUGCGGCGGCCAGUUCCUCUUCUGGACAUACCUGGGCCACUUCGCUUACACUGGGCUCCGAGACACAGGUGGCGCUACAAAGAAAGGGAAAGCCGAAGCGUCCUCCGCCGCCGCCACCACCACCACCACCACCGGGCUGGCUGGGAUGUGGAGUUUUGAGCUGAACCUGGGGUCAAACACCUGGAGGUACGGCUUUACGCUGGGAUGCCUCGCAAUAGGAGCGGGGAUUGUCGGGCUCGGGCUCUUGUUCUGCAGGCGCUCCGUCAGCCAGGUGGUGUUACACCAAGGUGGGAGGAUGGUGACUGUUUCCACGCAAUCACCUUUGGGACCAGGCCGAGGCCGGAGAAUAACUGUCCCACUGUCCCAGGUAGCCUGUCACGCUCACAGACACGAGUCCCCCUCAUUCAUCCCCCUCAGGGUCAAAGGACACAAGUUUUAUUUUCUUCUGGACAAAGAGGGGACCGUGAACAACGCUAGGCUGUUUGACAUCACUGUUGGGGCUUACCGGCCACUGUAAGUUCUUAUGGUUAUUAUUACAUUGUUGCCAAAACUGUGUUGGACACCAAACCCCAAUGGAACUGGUCCACAGAAAGUGAUUUGACGUGGCUGCCGAACAAAUAUCUCAAUUUCUGUUUGAUUCUCUCACUUCAGUUAAAUAAAAUGUGAGAUCAAAUAUGGACUCAUUUGGAAUAAUUUAUGCCUAGUAUCAAACAUGGCAUGCCCGUAUUGUUGACACUGUCUGAAUGAAAUACUUUUAGAGAGGGGCUUCAAAAUAUAUUUGUGAGAUGCAUUUAAAAUAAUUUCAUAUUUAAAAACACUUACAGUAGAUUUAGUUAUUUGAAAUGUAAUUAUUUAAGUAACAGAAAACCGUUGCCACAGUUAAAAAUGCUCUGAAAUUAAACUGAUUAAUGUCUUUUAAGUUUUCUGAAUGUCUGUACUUGUGUGCAUAUACAUACUGUGAUCUGCUCCAUGAGAACAACAUUGGUGGCCUCCGUUUCAUGCAGGAGGCUGUUCAUAUGUUCCAUACUGCGCGUGGCUGUGCUCAACUUUUGACUUAGCUCUUCUUUGGUAGGCUCCACUGUCCACACAAAUGGCUCUAGAGACCGAACCAGAGACACGCAAAAGUUAAAGAUCACGUUUUUAGAAAGUCAUGAGCACAAAGAUGGCAACAGGAUAUAGUGACCAACUUUUGUCUUUGAUUGCCAUGUUUAGGUCAGAGAUUGAAUAUGCAACUUGUGAGACAGAUUAAGUACUGUACACAUUGCUGCUUUUAUAAACUGAAUAAAUGUUACAAGGUGCA